Molecule: messenger RNA, 3773 nt
Organism: Acanthoscelides obtectus
Lineage: Eukaryota; Metazoa; Arthropoda; Insecta; Coleoptera; Chrysomelidae
Source: the annotation of a GenBank genome assembly
CUUGUUAACGUUAAUAUUCCACUGAAAAUUCAAGGCGUUUUUGUGUUUUUUAUGCCUUACGCAUGUUAUUUUCUGACAUCAUGGCCUCCUUAGCAAAACCUAGUAGGGGAGAGGGGGGCAUAACGGGGACGUUAAGGAAAAUAAAGAAUAAAAGAAUAAACAAAAUAUAUUUUUCAAUCAAAACUAAUCUUGAUACUUUGGUUGCAUAUUACAGAUUCAUUUGGCACAGACUUUCGUAAAGUAACUAAUCAAAUAAUAUCCUUAAAUUUAAUUCUACGAAAUCCUUAUUAAAUCCCCAUUGUGCCCCACGGUAGUGGCAACACGGGGUACAUAGUUAUAUUGCUUCACAGUAUAAGCAGAUGUGGAUUUCUUUCGAAUUUUUGUCGUCAAUUCCAGCACAGGCUGUAUGAGACCAACGUUCACACAGCUGGCAGGCCACCCAGUAACUAUGGUUCUCGUCAACGCAAUAGAGGCAUAAGAUAUCCUCGUCCACUUUUUCUACGUCCUUCUUCUUCUGUUUCUUCGCAUUUCUCUUUAAACGGGGAUCAUUAGGAUUUGAACACUUCUUCGUCUGCGAUAAUUUUUUCUCGUUUGAUUUCUUUGUUCGACUGUUGGGAUCGCGAGAAUGUCCUUGGGAGAAGCAUUUUCAAAGGAAGUUGUUAAGUCACGACAUACUCUUCGAAUUGGAGAUCGGAUCACACUGUCUUCGUUUUGUAUAGGGAUUUGGCAUAGGAGUUUUCUGAUAUGGUGGCGUAGCUAGAGGCAAAACUUGUUCAAGUGGGUGCUCUUUAAGGGAAAGCGGUGGAUAUUGCUGGAUUUCAGCAGAUGAAGCACCUGUCUCAGGCUCGCUAUUUCUCAGCGGUACGUCUGUUGUUGAUGCAGCUAAAAAAUCUGAAUCUGUGAAGUUGCUUUGAUUGAAUGGCCAUAUGCCACAUUUUUUGAAUGCAUUGAUCGCUGUAGCCGUUGUUGCAGCUUGAAUAUAUGCAUGUGCAAAGAUUUCGCUUAUUUGAAAAGUUGUUAUUAUUCGCCCCGGAUGCGACCUUAAAAAGUUAGAACAUUGGUCAUAAUACGUACUCAGAGGUUUCAUAAAGCCAACAUCCAAAGGUUGGAGCCUAUGGGUGCAGUGAGGGGGAAAGCAAAGCAUUACAACUCCAUUCUUACGCGCACUUUCAAUAACCUCUAAGUUUUGUGUGUGCGUUACAUGACCAUCUAGAAGCAACAAGACCGGGUUAGUUAUUACGUCAUAAAUGUCUCAGUAGUCAUCCAGCCUCGAGCAUUGCAUUCUGCCGUCGUUCCUGGAGGAGCGUGAUCCAAUAACUCCUGCUUCAUUCUCUGUCGAGGAAAUAUCAGCAUGGGAGGCAUGUAAGUUCCAGCUGCAUUAAAACAUACUUCAACCGUGACCGUCUGCCCUCGUUCUGCUGAAGAAAGUGAGCCUACCUGUUUCCUUCCCUUUUCUGCAAUUAUUUUGUUCUUUGUUUUGGAGACACAUGAUAUGCCAGUCUCAUCGCAAUUAUAUAUCCUAUCUGGCCUUAGAUUAUAUUUAUCAUAUAUUUCCCUGAGCAAGGAAUAAAAUGUAUCCACUCCCACUUUGUUGAACCCCAUUGCCCGAGCUGCUGAUGUGGCUUCUGGUUUGCGGAUGGAUAAAUCUGGAUGACGUUUCAUGAAUCCUUUCAACCAAUCUACGCCAGCCAUCAUUUUAUCAUGGUUAAUAUUAUUUUUCUCCGCCAACUGAUAAGCCAGCUUUCGUAGGACGACAGUGGUUAAUCCGAACAGACGUUUCUCCAUUUCUUUAAUAUACCUCACGAGCUCAUCUUCUUUUUUGGAAAAUUCGGGUUUAAAGUUACCUGGAGUGGAGUUGAGGGACACCUCGCCCUUUCGUGUUUUGACGAGAUAACGCUCCAAUGUAGUUUGUGGAACACCGUAGAGUUGAGAUGCUUUUCUGUAGCCUAUUGUUUUGCUCAAAACUGCGCUUGUUUCAUGCUUUCUUUAGACCAACUGCCUCUGGAACUUUUCUUUUUGUACGUACGUACCAUUUUUUAUCUGCAACAAAAUGAAUCCUAUUCACAAAUAAACAGAUUAUUCAAACAGCUUACAUAACAGGGGCAUAAUGGGGACAACAGUGACGAGGCACAAUAGGGUACCCCAUUGUACCUUAUCACCACGGCCCCGUUAUGCCCCCAUGUGUAACAUUCUUUUUAAUUUCGAACAAACAAAAAAAAUUGGUAGUUACAGAGAUGUUUUCCAAAACAUAUCAAUAAUUGAUAUCACUUAAAAACACAACACAAAAUCGAUGGUAUUAAUUUGAACACUUACCUUUUUAUAUGCGUUCUUGUAACCACUUAGAAUUAGUUGAAAUGACGCCGAAAACAAUUAUAGGUUAUAAAACAAAAGCGCGCGCAGCCUAGUCGCCGGCGGUGACAACACACGUGUGCGUAGUUAUCUAGAUAUAGAUAUGUUGAUGGCCCCGUCGUGCCCCGCGGCACCAUUAUGCCCCCCCUUCCCCUACCUAACAUUACGUGUGAAGAUAUUUCGGUGACACCCCAAUCUUUUAUGCACUUGUGAGACAUUACUAGACUGGAAAUUUUCCACUGUUUUCAAAAAAUCCAAUAUGGCGGCCAUAAGAAAAAUGAAAGUUGCGGCGGGUUGCUGGAAAACAAAAGACGAUUGAGACAUGCCGUACAUGCCAUCUUAUUUUUCUUAAAAACUGUCACAUUUUGACAGCUUGUCAAACUAACCGUUUUGGAUUUACCGGCAAAAAACAAAUACCGCCAUUUUCGGUUUUUCACUGAUAUUUUCAAAACCAUUUGACCGAUCUUAAAUCUGAAGCUGGCCAUCGAAAGCACCAAGUUUUCCUCUAAAACUUUCCAGGAGCCGAGAUCCGUGCAUAGAGAAGCGAAUCAGGGACGCACUGUAUUAUGUGGUUUUAUUCGGCCAGAUAAUGGAGUCCGGUGAACAUGAAAACCACAGGAUAAGUUGCAGGAGUUACAUUAAAAAAUUUAUGUGAAAUCAAAAUUCAUCGCAAUUAAGCAAAUAAUAAAGAAAACGCAUGCAGUUCAGUCUAACAUUUUUUUUUUCGUAGAAAAUGGAGGAACAGGUGGAUGCAGGCAGAACCAAAGCAAUCGGCCUUUCCAACUUCAACAAGCGACAGGUAGAAAAGGUUUUGAAGAAUGCUAGAAUAAAACCAGCAAGUCUGCAGGUUGAGCUGCAUGUACUUUUGCAACAAAAGGAAUUGGUAGAAUUCUGCCAGAGCAACGGUAUCGUUGUUGUGGCUUAUUCACCACUAGGCUCACCAGGAUUCAAUAAUUUUAUGCAAAAACACGGAUUUCCAACUAGAGAAAUGCCAAAUAUCCUCCAACAACCAGCGGUACAAAAAAUUGCAGAUAAACAUAAGAAAGCAACUGGGCAAAUUUUGCUGAGAUUUUGGAUCGAACAAAACGUUGUGGUGAUUCCAAAAAGCACUAAUCCAGAACGGUUGAAGCAAAAUAUGGGUGCUUUAAGCUUUUCGCUCGACUCAGAUGACAUAGAGCAACUAAAAGCUUUGGAUAUGGGUGAAGAAGGAAGGAUUUUUAAUAUGGACUUCUUAAAAGGUAUGAAAGAUCAUCCCGAGUAUCCCUUUGUAAAAUGAAGACAUGUUCCUAAGGUUCCACAUAGAACGCUCACCGAUCAUAUUUUAAUUUUCUGCACUUACUAUCUGUUUCAACUGCAAUGUUAUUCUUUUAUAAGAAUUUCAUGUGAUGAAUUUACUACAUAAUAAAGACUCAAAUGAAGAUUGU